AUGGGUUUUUGGCUACAUGGAAUUAUGAGGACUUCAUUUGCUGGACAACAGACUUCUUCAAAUUUUGGUGAAGCGCCAAAGGGUCAUCUAGCAGUGUAUGUAGGAGAGGAAAUGAAGAGGUUUGUGGUCCUUAUAUCUUACUUGAAUCAACCUUCAUUUCAAGAGCUUUUAAGUGAAGAGGAAGAAGAAUUCGAGUAUGAUCAUCCGAUGGGAGCUUUGGAAAGUGUAAAAAUGUUUACGUAUGGCGAGGUUCAGCAAGCGGAGAAGGAGAUUGACUGCGAGGAGAGCAACCUGACGGUGAGGAAAGAGUUCGACGGUGAGGGGAGAAGAGAGCUCAAAGUCGGUGAAGAAGCGAAAAUGGAAUGCUCUGUUUUCUUACUUUCAUGCGCAGAAAUAUAA
Prosopis cineraria is the source of this 399-nucleotide messenger RNA. RefSeq names its product auxin-induced protein X10A-like. The record is from RefSeq and is a predicted model, not a curated record. The coding region runs from base 1 to 399 and encodes 132 amino acids. Lineage: Eukaryota; Viridiplantae; Streptophyta; Magnoliopsida; Fabales; Fabaceae. The transcript has 2 exons. Gene Ontology annotation, biological process: response to auxin.